Messenger RNA from Erythranthe guttata (spotted monkey flower), 1919 nucleotides. Its product is annotated as apoptosis inhibitor 5-like protein API5. NCBI's taxonomy places the organism in Eukaryota, Viridiplantae, Streptophyta, Magnoliopsida, Lamiales, Phrymaceae. Gene Ontology annotation, molecular function: mRNA binding. Gene Ontology annotation, cellular component: nucleus. The record is from RefSeq and is a predicted model, not a curated record. Gene Ontology annotation, biological process: regulation of programmed cell death.
UCUCUCUCUCUGAACCUCAUUCAAUCCAUUCCCCAAAACCCUAACCCCUUUCCCCAAAAUCACACACACACACACACACCAGACAGACCUUCCGCAGUAAUCUAAACAAGUAAUGGCGGGAGCGGCGGACGAUUCUAGUGACAUCGAGAAGCUCUACGAGUUCGGAGAGAGACUCAAUGAAGCCAAAGACAAGUCGCAGAAUAAGAGUGAUUACGAGGGGAUAAUUGCUGCUGCAAAUGGCAGCGUUAAGGCAAAGCAGCUGGCGGCACAAAUGAUACCAAAGUUUUUCAAAUUUUUCCCCGAGCUUUCCGACCGAGCUCUGGACCGACAAAUGGAUUUGUGCGUGGAUGAGGAUAUUGCUGUGCGAGUGCAAACAAUUCGCGGGCUUCCUCUUUUCUGCAAGGAUACACCUGAACAUCUUGAAAAAAUUGUUGACGUCCUUGCGCAACUCCUCAUUGCUGGAGAAAAUAAGGAGCGUGAUGCAGUACAUAAAGCCCUUAUGUCUCUGUUGCGGCAGGAUGUCAAGACUUCAUUAACAGCUUUAUUUAAGCACCUAGGAAGCACUGAGGAUCGAAAUCAGAGGAUGGUCUGCUUGGGAGAGCAUCGUGAUAAGGUUCUCUACUUUAUUAGAGAUAAGGUGUUUCCCCUUAAAGAAGAGCUGUUGAAGCCGAAGGAUGAAAUGGAGAGGCAUAUAACCAAUUUGGUGAAGCAGAAUUUGCAUGACGUGACGGGAGCUGAAUUUAUAUUGUUCAUGGACUUCUUGAAAAGUUUGAGCUUAUUUGGGCAGAAUGCUCCUGUGGAGCGUGUUCAAGAACUUGUUGAGAUUAUUGAGGGCCAGACUGAUCUGGAUGCUCAAUUUGAUGUUUCAGACGUUGAUCACAUUCUUCGAUUCAUAUCCUGUCUAGAGAUGGCCCUCCCUUUUUUCAAGAGAGGUGCUUCGAGCAAUAAGUUCGUCAGCUAUUUGGCAAAGCAAAUUAUCCCUGUCUUUGACAAGAUUCCUGAAGAACGAAAAUUAGAUUUGCUCAAGAACCUUGCUGAAUGUUCAUUAUAUGCUAAACCACAAGAUUCAAGGCUGCUUCUUCCAUCAGUUGUUCAACUUUUAAAGAUAUACAUGGUUCGGAGAAAGAUUGAAGAGAUAAAUUUCACUUGUAUCGAGUGCUUGUUGUAUGCACUUCACCAUUUAGCUAGUAAGACUCCGAAUGUCACAAAUAGCCUCUGUGGCUACAAGAUUGUCACUGGGCAACCAUCAGACAGGCUUGGGGAAGAUUUUUCGGAACAAUAUAAAGAUUUUACAGAGAGAUUGAGCAUCAUCGAGGAUUUAGCUAAGGCGAUGAAUAAGAAAUUGACUCAGGGGAUGGCGGAGCACAACAAAGCAAUGACAGCUGCAAAGACCGAAGAGGAAAAAGAAGCAAUUAAGAAGCAGAAGCAGAAUGCUACAGCUGGCCAACGAACCUGCAACAAUAUACUGGCAAUGGCCCAGCCUUUGCAUUCAAAAGCGCCUUCAUUUAUCGGAGACCAGAAAAUUAGCUUAUCCUGGAAAGAAGUAACUAAAGUUGCAGUACCAUCUGCUUCUGCUACUGCUACUACUACUACUGGUAAAAAACGAGCUGCUAAUCCGGCAAAUGGAUCUGGCACAAAUGCAACAAAGAAGGGUCGAGGUGGAGUGCAAAACCAACUUGUUAACAGAGCAUUCGAAGGCUUAAGUGGCGCGACAACUGGAGGGAGAGGUAGAGGAGGUUGGAGGGGUCGAGGUAGAGGAAGGGGUCGAGGUCGUUUCUGAAAAAAAACAAUCUCUUUUUUAUUUUCACUUUGUUGUACACCAUAGACACAUAUUUUAUCUAAUUUGUAGACAAUUGUAGUGACUAAUUUUUUCGCUGAUUUUAGUUUUAAUGAUAAACGUGAUUUGUUCGAUUUGUUUC